Molecule: messenger RNA, 2611 nt
Organism: Paralichthys olivaceus (Japanese flounder)
Lineage: Eukaryota; Metazoa; Chordata; Actinopteri; Pleuronectiformes; Paralichthyidae
Gene: cep63
Product: centrosomal protein 63
Biological process (GO): de novo centriole assembly involved in multi-ciliated epithelial cell differentiation; centriole replication
Cellular component (GO): centriole
Source: RefSeq, a predicted model, not a curated record
UGGGCUUGAGCACCAGAGGUGAACUCAUCAUCUCUCUGCGGCACAGGGGACAUCUGCAGCUCCCCGGGGUGACGUACGACGUGCUGGCGUCACAUACUGGAGUGUGGAGUUACCGCCUUACAUCAGGAAAUCCAUUCAAGUCGUUCAGUUGACGAUGUAAACAAAGGAAGUUUACACUGUGAAACUGGUUCGUUUUAGCUUCUAGCAUUGGCUAACUGUGUCAGACACUCGAUCCAUCUGUCUGCUACACUUGACUCAACAGAUCGGUGUGGCACUGGACACUCAGCAGCGUCGAUGCUGUCUCGCAGGUUGCUAGGUUAGUCCGUUUAGCUGUUAGCUUGCUUAAGUGUCCACAGAGUCAAAGUCAGUUCAACAUUGAUAAUAACAAGAUGGAGGCUCAUUUGGGAUCGCUGCAGAAUCCAAAUCUAAGCUCUGUCCUGUCUUCGUGUGAGCCAGAGCUGCAGGAGCUGAUGCGACAGAUUGACAUCAUGAUCAGUCACCAGAAGAAGGGUUGGGAGGCUGAGAUCCAGGCCAUGAGGCUCCGGCUGAAGAGUGGAGAAGACGAGCUGCUGACUUCCAGGAACCUUAUUGAACGGAGGGACCUGGAGAUCGGAUUGCUCCACAAGCAGCUAGAAGAUGUCCAGACUGAUCGACAAGAGUUAGUUGCCAAGUACGAACAACAACUACAGAAAGUUCGUGACGAGUUGGAUAAAUUAAAGAGAAGUUACCUCAAGCUCCAGCGCAAACACGUCAAGGAGACCAGCGGAGGAGUGAAAGAGACAAACCCUUCAGAGGUGACCCAACUGCUUGAAAAGAUUGAGGAAUAUCGUCAGCGCUCUGCAGAGUGGGAGCAGCGACACGACCGAUGUCAGAAACAGCUGACAGCGCUGGAGGCCCAGAAUCAGAGCCUGACUGAUGAGCUCACGCGUGUGAAUACUCGGUGGGCAUCAUGGCAGACGGACAAAGAGCACAGGGAGUGUGUGGAGGUGAAGAAUCUGCGUACUCAGCUGGAGAAGACUCAGAGCUGCCUGCACUCACAGGAGCUGGAGCUGGAGCGACUCCGGCCGCUCGAGAUGUGGCUGGGACAGUACCAGAGAGAGCAGCAGGUGUUUUCAGAGGAACGGGAGGAGCUUCAUGCAACUCUGGACUCUCAGGAUACAUUUGUGCAAAGAGCCAGUUUUGAACGGCAAAGGCUUCGUAAUGAAGCUGCCAGACUCAACCAACUGCUGCAAACUAAAGAUCAAGUCAUUCGCUCUCUGGAGGACUGUCUAACAGCUCAGGGCUGUGCCAGUGUGGAAACCCUGAGACAAGAUCUGGAAAGGACUGCAACCAAACUUCACUGUGCUGAGGCUAGUGAGGUUCAUCUCAAGGCUGAACUGGCCUGUCUCAAAGAGAGACUGGAUAAAGUGAAGGGACUGAGAGCCGACCACCCGAAGUCAGAACAAGACCUGAGAAGCAUAAAAGCAGAAUAUGACUCUUCUGUUACUGAGCUGAAAAAGCUGAGAGAAGAGCUUCAGACGACCAAGCAGACUCACAGUGGUGAGUUGGACGGGAUGAGGAAGGAGGUGUCAAAACUGACCGGCGAGCUGCACCAGCGCAACCUCACCAUCGCCUCGCUGAGCGGCUCCGCGUCCAACAUCGAGCAGCAGCUCCGUGGUGAGGUGAAGCGAGCACAACAGAAGGCAGCUGAUCUUAAAAUGAGUCAGACGCAGCUGGAGACUGUACAAUCUGAGAACCAUCAUCUGAAGGAUCUGCUGCACAGACUGGAGUCUCAGUCACCAAAGAGGGGGGACUCUGUGCUUGCAUCACUGAAGGAGAGUUACAUGUCCUCGCUGAGCAGCUUGGAACAAGAGAACCAACAGCUCAGGCGGGCACUCAGUGAGAUGCGAGCCCAAGUCGUGGUGUCCAGCCAGGAGAAUUAUGAACACCCCCUGCUCAGCCAUGUUGUAACAGACCAAACACAGCCCGCUCAGGACAAGACUGAAGAUACCAGACAUCACAAACACCAGGAGGAGACACAGGCCACAAAAGCUAAGCAGCAAGAGAACACCACUCACCAUGAAGGGGAGAUCCAGAGGCUCUUUAAAGAGCUGCACACGCUGUCGCAGUCACAGACAGACCAGCCCUGCAGCCAGGCCCAGGACGAUAGGCCUCAGUCAUCAGCUUCUUCUUCUUCCUCCUCCUGCAGCAAAAGAUUGACCAGGACAUAUUCUGUGCCAAUAUCAAGUUCAAACAAAUAUGCUGAGCGACAAAGCUCCAGCUCCGAAGACUCGCUGAACCUUAAGUCCAAGGAAAAAGUCCCUCCUGCUACCUCUCCACUGGAGCCUUUAUCAGCUUCACCUGCAGACAGCAUGGUCACUCAUUUCCUGGAAGAGGAAAUGCUACUGACCAAGGAACUGUUCCAGAGACUGGACACUCACAUCCAGGGGAUGAGAGAGAACAACAUUAGAACAGUCUCCAAGUACCUGCCCACUGGCUCAGGGCCUGAGUCACCCCACACGUCUGUACACAAUGGUCAGUGAGUGAGUGAGGUGGAAUAAAUCUGAAAGAAGUGCCUAGAUGAACAGUCAUGAAUCACUAUUGUCGCAGAAUUAAACUUUAGAGACAUCUG